GACAUGAAGUGAUUGGAGAAAAUUAUCAGUUUGAUAUGAAUUCACUCUCCUUUUACAUAUCAAGGCAGUACUUGAGUUUUCAAUCUCUUUUCUCAACCAAGCUUUAUACUAGGCUUUUGCUUGAAGACCUGAGGCCAAAAUGUAUAGCGGGAAUUACGUUCAGGGAACAAUCUUCCCAGCUCCAAAUUUUGAUCCUGUUAUGGAUGCCCAGAUGCUAGGAAGUGCCCUGCAAGGAAUAGACUGCAAUAAAGAUGUGCUGAUUGAUAUUCUAACACAGCGCUGCAAUGCACAGAGACUCAUGAUUGCUGAAGCUUACAGGAACAUGUAUGGCAGGGAUUUGAUUACAGAUCUGAAAGAAAUUCUCUCACAUCACUUCAAGGAAGUUAUGGUUGGCCUGAUUUAUCCACCAGUAUCCUUUGAUGCCCAUGAACUCUGGCAUGCCAUGAAGGGAGCUGGGACAGAGGAAAACUGUCUAAUUGAUAUAUUAGCCUCAAGAUCAGUCGAAGGAAGAAUCUUCCAGGAUGAAAGCUACUGUUCUCAAUAUAACAGUGACCUUCUUCAAGACAUUUAUUCUGAGACCUCUGGUCACUUCAGAGAUACACUUAUGAAUCUUGCUCAGGGAACCAGGCAAGAGGGAUAUGCAGACCCUGCUAUGGCUGCUCAGGAUGCUAUGGUCAUCUGGGAAGCAUGCCAGCAAAAAAGUGGGGAACACAAAAACAUGCUGCAAAUGAUUCUAUGCAACAAGAGUUAUCAGCAGUUGUGGAUGGUUUUUCAGGAGUUUCAGAGUAUCUCUGGACAAGAUAUAGUAGAUGCCAUUACUGAAUGCUAUGAUGGAUAUUUUCAGGAACUACUGAUAGCAAUAGUUCUAUGUAUGAGAGAUAAAGCUUCCUAUUUUGCUUAUAGACUUUACACCGCAAUUCAUGAACUAGGAUUUCAUAACAAAACAAUCAUACGGAUUCUGAUUUCCAGAAGCGAAACAGAUCUGAUGAAUAUAAGACAACGCUAUAAGGAGAGAUAUGGAAAAUCACUGCUUCAUGAUAUCAAACAUUUUGCCUCUGGACACUAUGAAAGUGCUUUACUUGCCAUCACUGCUGGAGAUGCUGAAGACUAUUGAAAAGGAAAAAAACAGUUCUGGAAUCAAAAAAGUUCUAAGCAGCAAACUUUUUAAUAGUAAUCCAAAUGGAAGACUGUGUUUCACUGUCUGCUAUUACUUUAAUGUGACCCAGAGUUGUGAAUUAUUUUAAGCAAAUCACAGCUUUUACUUAACAGACUAUUGACCUUAUCUGACUUCACUACCCAUCUAGUCCUUAUGUUCUGCAGUGUUCCACCAUAGCACUGUGGGAAGAUCAGUUUCCUAAUCACUUGUCCCUCCACCCUUAAUUCUCUGCAGAACUCACACUGGUUCAGGUCAAUUUCUGAUCUAAAGGAUUCUGGAACCAUGUGCGUACCUCCACACGUUAGUCACAUUGCCUUUUUUAAAGAAAUCCUGGCUAAUGCUGUGAUACACACAGUGGUACUCAAGUUUAAAAUUCAACCCCUUAUAACAGUCUGUCAUUGCAGAAAUAAAAAUGCUGUAUAUCCAAGUACUCUGAUUGGUCGGACCUGUUGAUUACAGUUCUAAUGACCUGAUCUUUCAUACUACUAUGCUAAGCUGUCUACUCUUAGAUCAGGGAUAAGAUAUGGAUAAUUAUUUUCUAAUUCCAAUGAUGACACAUAGUGCCCCUCCCCAUCCUUCCAGUAUAUCCCAUUCAAAUCCUUUGAACUGUAUUGUGAUUCAGUAACUGAAAACAAUACAGUCUUCUAUAUCUACUCCUUAAAAGUAAGAGAUCUGGAAAAAAUGGGGCAACACUGGACUUUCCUUAUCUAGUUGCCAAAUAAGUAGUGCUAUUUUAGCAACUGCAAUACAAAUGGAACAGAACAUUGAUAAAAAUUGGACUGCCAAACAACAAAGAUUAACAUUUGCAUAAAGCUGGAUCCAACCCAAGUAUUAUACAAAAAAUGACACAUAUUUUAACAACUGUAAGACCUCUUUUAUUCCUUUUCCUAGUGAUGCUGUUGGGUUUAUAAUUAAGUCAUCUUGUUUAAGCUCUUUCUUAAGCAAGACCUACUAUCAAUUACAGAAAUAUUUCCUUAUGCCACAAUUUCACAACUGUUGGAUUAACACUAAAUAAAUCUGCAACAAUCCUGCAGAAA
This is a messenger RNA of Sphaerodactylus townsendi, 2193 nucleotides long. RefSeq names its product annexin A10 (gene ANXA10). Gene Ontology annotation, molecular function: calcium ion binding; calcium-dependent phospholipid binding. NCBI's taxonomy places the organism in Eukaryota, Metazoa, Chordata, Lepidosauria, Squamata, Sphaerodactylidae. The transcript is spliced from 13 exons. The record is from RefSeq and is a predicted model, not a curated record. The coding region runs from base 140 to 1114 and encodes 324 amino acids. Gene Ontology annotation, cellular component: cytoplasm.